GGCGCGCAGGUGACAGCUGAGGCCUACCAUGCAGGAGCCCCUGCUGGGUGCCGAGGGCCCGGACUAUGACACGUUCCCCGAGAGCCCGCCCCCUUCGCUGGGGGAGAGGACGCGGGUCGGGGCCCUGCAGAACAGGAGGGUGUUCCUGGCCACCUUCGCUGCUGUGCUGGGCAACUUCAGCUUCGGCUACGCCCUAGUCUACACGUCCCCUGUCAUCCCGGCCCUGGAGCGCUCCUUGGACCCAAACCUGAGUCUGACCAAAGUCCAGGCAUCCUGGUUCGGGUCCGUGUUCACGCUGGGCGCCGCGGCGGGAGGCCUCAGCGCCAUGCUGCUCAACGACCUGCUGGGCCGGAAGCUGAGCAUCAUGUUCUCGGCGGUGCCCUCGGUGGCCGGCUACGCUCUCAUGGCGGGGGCCCGCAGCCUCUGGAUGCUGCUGCUCGGGAGGACGCUGACGGGCUUCGCCGGGGGGCUCACUGCGGCCUGCAUCCCGGUGUACGUGUCUGAGAUAGCGCCCCCGGGCGUGCGUGGGGCUCUGGGAGCCACGCCCCAGCUCAUGGCGGUGUUUGGAUCCCUGUCUCUCUACACCCUCGGCCUCCUGCUGCCGUGGCGCUGGCUGGCCGUGGCUGGAGAGGGGCCCGUGCUCGUCAUGAUCCUGCUGCUCAGCUUCAUGCCCAACUCGCCACGCUUCCUGCUGUCACGCGGCAGGGACGCUGAGGCCCUGCAGGCGCUGGCCUGGCUGCGCGGGGCCGAUGCCGACAUCCGCUGGGAGUUCCAGCAGAUCCAGGACAACGUCCAGAGACAGAGCAGCCGCGUGUCGUGGGCCGAGGCCCGGGACCCGCACGUGUGCCGGCCCGUCGCCAUCGCGGUGCUCAUGCGCCUCCUGCAGCAGCUGACGGGCAUCACGCCCAUCCUGGUCUACCUGCAGCCCAUCUUCCACGGCACCGCCGUCCUGCUGCCCCCCGAGGACGAUGCCGCCAUCGUAGGAGCCGUGAGGCUCCUGUCGGUGCUCAUCGCGGCCCUCACCAUGGACCUGGCCGGCCGCAAGGUCCUGCUCUUCGUCUCCGCCACCGUCAUGUUUGCUGCCAACGUGACGCUGGGGCUGUACAUCGAUUUGGGCCCCAAGCCUCUGGCCCCGAACGUCACCGUGGGCCUCUCGAGUGAGCCCUUGGGGGGCACAGAGCAGCCGCCGGCCAUGCCCACCAGCCCCCUCACCCUGGUGCCGCUGCUGGCGACCAUGCUCUUCAUCAUGGGCUAUGCCAUGGGCUGGGGGCCCAUCACCUGGCUGCUCAUGUCCGAGAUCCUGCCCCUGCAGGCCCGCGGCGUGGCCUCGGGGCUCUGCGUGCUGGUCAGCUGGCUCACCGCCUUCGCCCUCACCAAGUCCUUCCUGCUGGUGGUGAACGCCGUCGGCCUUCAGGUGCCUUUCUACUUCUUUGCGGCCGUCUGCCUGGUGAACCUGGUGUUCACUGGCUGCUGCGUGCCCGAGACCAAGGGCCGCUCGCUGGAGCAGAUCGAGUCCUUCUUCCGCAGCGGGAGGGGGUCCUUCCAGCGCUAGGCCAGGGCGCCACCCACCCGGGGGGCCAGACCACAGCAGCCAGGCCUCCGAGGCGGCCACUGACCUGCACCCGCGUCCGGAGGAGGCAGCGGCCAGCCGUCAGCCACACGCAGGCCGCCAGAGCCAGGGCGGGGCCCCUGAGCAUGCCUUCCAGCGCAGGAUGGCCAGCAGCACUGUCCGGCUGGGCCCCAGCACAGGCGGCCUGAGGUGCGGCUCACACGUCGGCCAAGACCCACGGGCAGAGGCGGCGGCGGCCACGCCACAGGGGAGCGCAUGGCCUGGUCUGCAGACAGAGCCGAGCUGGACGCCCCUUGAAGGGCUGUGACGAGGACAGAGACAGGGCUGGGAGCAAGGGAGCGGCUCCCACAGGGACAGCCCCUGGUCACCCUGUCCUGACCACUUGGCUGCCAUCAGGCACCACGGCUGCGGGGAACAGGCAGGAUCUGCCCCUGGGGACCUGCGAAGGCCAUAGGCAACGUGCCCGACGCCCCCUGGCCAGCGCACGGGACCCCAGCCAACACUACUCCUGCCCCAUCCCGGCACCUGAGACUGGGCCCCUGAGCGCCCCCGUCUGCAAGCCGCG
Molecule: messenger RNA, 2135 nt
Organism: Pteronotus mesoamericanus
Lineage: Eukaryota; Metazoa; Chordata; Mammalia; Chiroptera; Mormoopidae
Gene: SLC2A6
Product: solute carrier family 2 member 6
Exons: 10
Coding region: 29-1552 (507 amino acids)
Biological process (GO): transmembrane transport
Cellular component (GO): membrane
Molecular function (GO): transmembrane transporter activity
Source: RefSeq, a predicted model, not a curated record